Messenger RNA from Marmota flaviventris (yellow-bellied marmot), 865 nucleotides. RefSeq names its product insulin like 5 (gene Insl5). The record is from RefSeq and is a predicted model, not a curated record. NCBI's taxonomy places the organism in Eukaryota, Metazoa, Chordata, Mammalia, Rodentia, Sciuridae. Gene Ontology annotation, molecular function: hormone activity; G protein-coupled receptor binding. Gene Ontology annotation, cellular component: extracellular region. Gene Ontology annotation, biological process: positive regulation of feeding behavior.
GCAAUGAUCAUAAAAACACAUUAUCAGAACUUCACAGUGUAACCUAUGUGCUUAGCAAAUAUUGUUAAAAUGAGGUUUUGACCAAUAAAGGGUCAGGGAUAUUAGUAUAAAUUGGUCAAAAGGGUGAGGGUUUCUUUAAAACUUGAUCGGGCAAUUUACUCCCUAUCUGACUCUCAUUCAGUUCUGAGCAAAAUGAAGGGCUCCAUUUUCACUCUGUUUCUACUCUCUGUCCUAUUUGCCAUCUCAGAGGCGAGGAGCAAGGAGAUUGUGAAGCUCUGUGGGCUGGAGUACAGAAGAACAGUCAUAUACAUCUGCGCCAGCUCCAGGUGGAGAAGGCACCUGGAGGGGAUCCCUCAAGCUCAGCAAGGUGAGAAAAGAAACUACUUUCAACUCCCAAAUAGACAUGAGGCUUCUGAGGAAAACAUAGCCCAGGACCUGCCCAAAGUGGAUUCCUCAGGCGAGGAACAUGUUGGGGAUGGACAGAUACCCACGGAAAGGCGUUGGGAGUCAAAGAAACAUUUGGUGAUGUCAAGACAAGACUUAGAAACUUUGUGCUGCACGGAGGGCUGUUCCAUGACUGAUCUGAGCACACUUUGUUAAGGCAAAAGCAAAUUCUCGAUGGGUGGCGGAGCUUUAGCAUGCAUUUAAUCUCCUUGUUCUACUGCCUUGUAGGAUGCUAGUAUUCCAUCAUAGAACAUGGCUUUCAGUUGGCAGGUCUUUUCUAAAAGCUGUAUCUAGUGGUUAAAAACACAGUGAGGCCUAUUUUCUCCCUUUGCCAAGGUGAAUGCACUUUUUUUCCAAUUCUAAAUAAUGCUUUGAAAUUUAAAAUACUGUGCAAAUUGAAAUAAAAAUGCCAUUAAACCAA